Messenger RNA from Raphanus sativus (radish), 348 nucleotides. RefSeq lists its product as uncharacterized. The transcript has a single exon. Lineage: Eukaryota; Viridiplantae; Streptophyta; Magnoliopsida; Brassicales; Brassicaceae. The record is from RefSeq and is a predicted model, not a curated record. The coding region runs from base 1 to 321 and encodes 106 amino acids.
AUGGCGCGCCUUCACGUAGCUCUCCUCCUCCUCCUCUUUGUCGCCGUUUACGCCGUGAUUGUCUCAGCUGUUGAUAAACCCUCGACGACCACCUCUGCAGCCCCCGCAACAGCUCCGACCAAUGCAGCUAAAGCUCCAGGAAGAAAUGACAACGCCAUUGGAACAACCGACAACAACGAUGCAGCUGCUGCUAUGGGAACAGAUUCUUCUAAUGCAAACUAUCCGCCACCUCGACAAGCUUCCGGAAACGACGUUACCGCCACGGUUGGAUUCGUUUAUUGUGUAGCUGCUGCGAUGGUUGGAUCGUUCUUCUUUUUAUGAGAUGUGAUUGGUGCGUAAGUUUUAGAA